Molecule: messenger RNA, 285 nt
Organism: Aspergillus brunneoviolaceus CBS 621.78
Lineage: Eukaryota; Fungi; Ascomycota; Eurotiomycetes; Eurotiales; Aspergillaceae
Product: mitochondrial 54S ribosomal protein uL30m
Exons: 1
Coding region: 1-285 (94 amino acids)
Biological process (GO): translation
Cellular component (GO): large ribosomal subunit; mitochondrion
Molecular function (GO): structural constituent of ribosome
Source: RefSeq, a predicted model, not a curated record
AUGAGCUAUUUCCGCAUCACCCUGGUCCGCUCCGCCAUCGGUCUCCCGCGCCGCACCACCGACGUCCUUAAGGCCCUCGGCCUCAAGAAGCGCAUGGCCACCGUCUUCCACGCCGUCUCGCCCUCCGUCGCCGGCCAGAUCAUGAAGGUCAAGGAGCUAGUCGAGGUCCGCGAGGUGGACAAGCGGUUAACGAAGCAGGAGGUGCGCCUGGAGCGCAAGCCCGACCCGGGCUACUACGUCGAGAAGUACUCCGGGGCGGAAUACAAGGAGAACAGAACGGCUUGA